AUGUCUGAAGAAUAUGUUGAAUGGGAUGUUCAUGCAACCAAUGAUGCCUUGACUCCUCGUGUGGAGUAUGAUGAUCCGCUCUCGCAAUUCAGCGAGUCAGAGCAUCAGUAUUAUUCACCGUAUGUAGCGGCAGCAGUGCAAGAUACCCCACCUUUACCUCCAAUCAUUCCAUCAUCAUCGCCUAUCAUUGACUCAAUGGACUCACUACCAGCAAGUACAACACCACCCACCCCAACAAAGUCUCCAUUUGUUCCUCCCAAAUCAAAACCUAUUGAGUUAAGCAAUGCCAUUGAACCACUAGCUAUGGAUAUAACGAUAAGCGACCCUCAAAAGCAUCAGGAUGCAACUCAAGGAGCCUUUAUUAGCUAUCUUGUUACAACCAAUACACAGGUAGAGAACUUCAGCUCAAGCCUACCGCGGCCUGUGAGAAGACGAUAUCAGGACUUUGUAUGGCUGCAUACCACAUUAUCUCUUGAAUAUCCUGCUUGUAUAGUCCCACCAUUGCCAGAGAAGCACAGAUUAGAGUAUAUUAAGGGAGACAGAUUCAGUACAGAGUUCAUCCAGAGAAGACAAUUGAGCUUGCAAUGGUUUUUGGACAGAAUAUCAAGACAUCCCUUAUUGCAAAAGUCACAAUGCACUCGUAUCUUUCUUGAAUCAACUGAUUUUAAAAACGACAAGCGAUCACAAGUCUUGAAUAUACCACACACCACAUCCAUCAUCGAUUCCAUCAGUGAUACGCUUGUGAAUGCAUUUGCCAAACUAAAGAAGCCAGAUGAACGGUUCGAGGAAAUGAAGGAGCAGAUCAGCAAACUGGAGGACAAUUUAAACACAGUAGAGAAAUUAUACUUUCGCAUCAACAAGAGGCAAUUGGAUCUGCAGAAUGACUAUGCAAACUUUGCAAAUAGCAUUCAGGGGCUAUCAGCAUUGGAGACAAAUAUCACCAAUUCCCUAUACCGAUUUGCAGAGACAUCUAAAGCAUAUUCAAAAGCCAUGAAGGAUAUGACGGAGGUAGAAGAGGUGCAAUUUUUAAACGAAAUUCAUGAGUUGCUAGCCUACUGCCAUGCUGCCAAGGAUGUGUUGAAAGCAAGAGAUCAAAAGCAGCUUGACUUUGAGGAACUAUCUGUAUAUUUACACCAAACAGUGCAGUUACGUGAUCGUACACAAUAUCCAGGCCGAAAAUACAAUGAUAGAGGAAUGGCAGCGGGAGGUUUAUACAUCUCAGAUUACGUGACGGAUAAGUUGAAUGAAGUGCGAGGUGUCAACAUGGAGAGAGCACGCAGAGAAAAGUUAAGUAAGCUAGAAUUGCGCGUUAAAGAGUUACAAGACGAAGUAACUAGAGCCAACGAUGAUUCGAAUGGAUUUUCAAAUCAAGUGAUCAAAGAGUUUGAAGUAUUUCAAAAAACUAAGACAUUGGAGCUGAAGCAGGGCUUAUUAGCAUAUGCAGAUUGCCAUAUUGAGUUUUAUCAAAAGGGCAUAGCAAUCUGGGAAAAGGUAUUGCCUGUACUCGAAAGUAUGGAUGGAGUCAAGGGAGAUGGACCAACAAUUAACUAG
Molecule: messenger RNA, 1551 nt
Organism: Mucor velutinosus
Lineage: Eukaryota; Fungi; Mucoromycota; Mucoromycetes; Mucorales; Mucoraceae
Exons: 9
Coding region: 1-1551 (516 amino acids)
Biological process (GO): autophagy of mitochondrion; protein transport; endocytic recycling
Cellular component (GO): phagophore assembly site; early endosome
Molecular function (GO): phosphatidylinositol binding
Source: RefSeq, a predicted model, not a curated record